CCCGAUAUAAUAAAAAAAAAAAACCAAAAAACAAAGGAGCCAAAAAGAUACUACUACUACCCAUUAAAUAAAGAAAGCACACACUCAAGGAGAGUGUAAUAAUAAGAGAAAGGGAAGGAAAAAGAAGCCUUUUUCUAGCUAGCUUGUUUUGUUGUUGAGUUGCAGUGUGUAGGAUAAAAAGGGGCCAUAAGUCUCAUCACCAUUUGGAUUCAUUUCAGCCAUUCCCUCCCUCCCUCCCCAAAAGCAGCUGUUUCAGGAAGCCAGAAAGAAAGAAAGAAAAGCAAAGCAAUCUACGUAAACCAAAGCUCCUAAAAACAUCAGUGUGCAAGUUUAAAAGAAAAGAGAGAAGCUAAAGCAGGCAAAAGCUUAUUCUGCAAUUAGAAUUCAACUCAGCUUAUAUAUAAGGAAAGUUUACAUCUUCAACAACAUCAACAACCUCUUCCAAGUGGACCACAUCAUCAUCAUCAUCAUCAUCAAAAACAACAACAGAUGCAGCAACAAAACAGCACUGAUGCAUUUUUCCCAAUGUUUCCAGAAGUAUCUCCACUCCUUUCACCAUGGACGCUCCCUCAUCAUCAAGUUCAUGGCUUUAACCCGGUCCAGUAUCCAUUGACCAACCCGAUCCGUGAUCAUCACCAUCAUCAUGACCCGUUUCUUCAUCUCCCUCCACCACCUUCCUCUUAUGGAGGUUUAUUCAACACUGCUCCUUUUGGGCUUCAAGCAGAAUUGCAGAAAAUGACAGCCCAAGAAAUCAUGGAUGCUAAAGCUCUUGCUGCUUCAAAAAGUCACAGUGAAGCUGAACGAAGAAGAAGAGAAAGAAUCAAUAAUCAUCUCGCUAAGCUUCGUAGCUUGCUUCCUAAUACCACCAAAACGGAUAAAGCUUCAUUGCUGGCUGAAGUGAUACAACAUGUGAAGGAGCUGAAAAGGCAGACAUCUAUGAUAGCUGAAACAACACAAAUCCCAACUGAGGUUGAUGAGUUAACAGUGGACAAUGCAGGUGAUGAGGAUGGUAAGUUUGUUGUAAGGGCUUCCUUGUGUUGUGAGGACAGGCCUGAUCUGUUGCCUGAUCUCAUCAAGACAUUGAAGAGUUUAAGGUUAAGAACCUUAAAAGCCGAGAUCACGACGUUGGGUGGAAGGGUUAAGAAUGUCUUGUUCAUUACCAGUGAAGAUGAUGAUACCAACAGUAAUACUGAUAAUGUUGACCCGGAUGAGCAGCCGCAACAACACCCACGGCAGCAAAAUUACUCCUUGAGCUCAAUUCAUGAGGCCCUUAAAGCGGUUAUGGAGAAAUCCAAUGGUGAUGAAUCUGGUUCGGGGAAUGUUAAGCGACAGCGAACCAAUAAUAAUAUUAACAUCCUUGAACAUAGGUCCCUUUAGGAAAUAGUAAUAAUGAAAACCCUUUUCAUUUUCUGGUGUGUUUCUUUCGGUGUGCUUUUUUUUUUGGGUGUGUUUUUCAUAUUUCAGGAAAAAAAAAAAAGGAAGAAAAAGUUAAAAAUAUUAGUACUAGCUAGCUGGGGGGUUAAUUAGCAGUAGAACUUGAUUAAGGUUGGUAAGUCUAUAAGGUCUAACUAUCAAUCAUUUAGUACAUAGAUUUGGAGGGGGACAAAUUAAUUAUUAAGGUCAACCAUGUGGAGAUUACUGUCGAUUUAAAGAGGGGAAUUUGAUGGAAGAUGGGAUCCAAUGCAGAUAUUAGUGGCUUUUUUUGCUGGCCCUUAACUACUUGGUGUGAAACAGACAAGUUGGGGUAACAUAUUGUGUUUUUGUCUUAGCUUGGGUGGGAGUUCCAAUUUGGGUUUUGGGUGAAUUGUGUGGAACAGAUGGUUAACUUGUUCAAGUGCACAAAGGGGGAUAAUAUAGAGAGGGGAAAAGAAUUGGUGGAAGGAUCUUUUUCGUGAAGGGUGAAACCUUAGUAAGAAAACCUAAGAUGGAAAAUGAGAUCACUUCGUACUGUUGUUGAAGUGUUCAUAUAUUCCCCCCUUUCAAAAAAUGUGAAGUCAGAUAUGCUGUUAUUUUUGUUGUCUAGUGAUGAAGAUGCUUCUUGUCUCUCCCAAAAAACAAAAUCUGUUUCUUCAUCGGCAAAAGAGUGUUGCAAAACAAUCAUCAUGAAAGAAGCCGACGGUUUUAUGGUGUCUAGCUAUAGUUGGUUCCCAAGAAAUGCUGUUCAAAAUUGGUGAAUUUAAUUGGUAGUAUGUUGGUUUUUAAAGCUUUUUUUCUAGUUGCUAUCUGGUGGUCCAAUGAAUAGAAGAGAGAAAUUUUUUUUUUUUUACUAAAGCAAGGAAGGUUUCAGAGCUCACACAGUCAAAGAUCAGCUGCUUGUUGGGAUGAAGUAUGCAUGAUUUUUGGUAGAAAGAAAAAUGUACAUAAAAUCAGAUUGUAUAUUAUGGGGGGUGGGGAGAUAUGGAUAUCCUGAAUCCUGCCUGCAGCCUUCUUCUCUACUUUGGUCUCAAUUCCACUAGUUUUUUUUUUUUUCUUUUCCACUUGCCUUAAAUUUUAUUUUGGGUCGGCUAGAUUAAUUUGAUUUAAUUUGUGAUUUUGUUUGUACACUUCUCAACUCUUUAAGCAAGAAUAACUAAUUGCUAGUGUGUCUCGUCUUGGUGAGAUUGGUUGCUAAUUUAUAUUACACCCCUUCUUUGGUCAUUCUCCGAAUGUUUUUUUUCCGAAUGUAGUAUUAAGCAUUUUGAUCUCUUAUCAUAGCAACAUUAUAAUUAAGCAUACUAGUGUAAUACCCGUACGCUGCACGAUGAUUUUUCGAUAUUAACAUAGUAGACUUGAAAAGUAAAAAAUUAUGCAUAAAAUGUCUCAAAUUAAUUCUAUAUGAAAUGUGAAUUAUUGAAGUUAAACUAUAUAUGUAAAAUUUGAAAUACUAUCAAACCAAAAUGUAAAAUAUUCGUAGAAAUAGUUUUUUCAAAUAUAAUACAAAUAUUCAG
Messenger RNA from Oldenlandia corymbosa var. corymbosa, 2927 nucleotides. The record is from the annotation of a GenBank genome assembly. Lineage: Eukaryota; Viridiplantae; Streptophyta; Magnoliopsida; Gentianales; Rubiaceae.